AUGGUGAUAAGCACAGUGGUAGUGGUGAAUGUGCUGAUGGUGGUUAGCACAGUGGUGGUGGUGUCGUCGUUGGAUGUGCUUAUGGUGGUGAGCACGGGUGUUGAUGGUGGAUGUGCUAAUGAUGGUGAUGGUCAUGCUGGUGAUGAGCCCGGUGCAGGUGGUCAUGAUGGUAAUGAGUACGGUGGUGGAAGCACGGUGAUGGAUGGUGAUGGCCAUGAUGGUAAUAAGCAAGGAAGUGGUGGUGAUGAUCAUGAUGGUGAUGAGCACGAUGGUGAUGGUGGUGGAGGUGAUGUAGGAGGUGGACCUGAUGAUGGUGAUGGUGAUUGA
Molecule: messenger RNA, 327 nt
Organism: Mya arenaria
Lineage: Eukaryota; Metazoa; Mollusca; Bivalvia; Myida; Myidae
Exons: 2
Coding region: 1-327 (108 amino acids)
Source: RefSeq, a predicted model, not a curated record